CAGUGUCCUAUGCCCAAAUCAGUCCCGUCUGAAAAUGGCGGAGUAUAUACAUGUCGUUCGAAGGGCUUUGGGACAGUUAGGAGGUCACGGUGGUGUGAAAGGCUUAUUUGUUCAGUUAUUCAGGUCAGUAUAAGAGCAAUAUAACAAUUAUGUGCUUUGUAAUCUAUAGAGGUGGUUGUCGUUACUUUCAAUGCAUUUACUCGAGAGAAAUAAGCGUGGUCCCGGUCGACAGGCAACCUGCUAACUAACUUGCCUGUCCUAACUACUGUAGCUGGCUAAGUUGGUAAACAAACGGACUCACUGCUCUGUUUAAAAGCUCACGCUCUGUUGAAUAUUCAUUUAAACGAAUAAAAAAAGACCAGUGUUUUAACAUGGAACUGUUUCAAGGCUACUUGAUUGUGUGAUCUCUGAUCUCUAUCCAGUCUGACAAAUUAGACAUAGUGCUAGUGGAUGGGCUAAUGGACUAGCUGGCUAGUUAUCUUACUUGUGGUGACUGAUUUUGUUACAGGGCAAAUGAUGUGAAAACGGGAGCGCUGAUUGGCGUGGACAAGUAUGGAAACAAGUACUUUGAGGACACACGCUACUUUUUUGGUAAGGUUAAACAGACCGAAACCUCUGCUCCCAUUACCAGUAAUGGCCGUAGGCUAUGUAUUGCAGUGAGGAUCAUCAUAUUAUCUCUGAAUGUAGUUAGCGUAGAACAUUUUAUAUUUUCCAUAUGGGGUUGAUUGGUCAGACUAUGGGGAAAUCAAGUAAUAGAGGUGUGGUAGAGAGGGCUGUUAAAGACCUGUAGUGUACUCAGAGUAACACCUCUCCUCCCCUCCUUGUCAGGUCGUCACCGCUGGGUGAUUUACACUACAGAGAUGAAUGGAAAGAACACCAUGUGGGAGGUGGAUGGCAGCAUGGUGCCCGCUGAAUGGUAAAUACAUCUUACUUAGUUUGACACAGGUAGAGUUGCCUCUAUCUCAGUGACUGGGCCAUUGCCAUGUUGGAGAUAUUGGCCUUCAUAGUAAAAUUGCUGACCUAAAGUUAUGGAUAUGGAAUUGUAACAGAUCUGGGUAGUACUCAUUGAGUUGAUGUACUGGUGUCUUAAUGAUGUUUUUACCGUCUAGGAACCUUCUAUUGAUGAACUAGCCUAUUGAUGAAAUGAGUACCUGAUGCUAACUCCCAAUCUUAAAUCUCCUCAGGCAUCGCUGGCUGCACUGUAUGACAGACAACCCCCCCACCACACACCCCCCUACGCCCAAGAAGUUCCUGGCGGAGGUCCACCAGUUCAACGUGAGUGGUUCGGCCCAAGCAUACGUGCCCUACUCCACCACCCGCAAGAAGAUCCACGAGUGGGUGCCCCCCAAGGCUCAGUGACCCAGCUGUGACCCGACCUGACUUUCAACCUCUGACCCGUGACCUUGUUCUGUAAAUGAUGAGUGUGAUUUCCUGUGUGUGCAUUCACCAGCACAUCUUUGCUUCUAAAUAAAAUCUAAUCUAUAUGGACA
Coregonus sp. 'balchen' is the source of this 1490-nucleotide messenger RNA. The record is from the annotation of a GenBank genome assembly. Lineage: Eukaryota; Metazoa; Chordata; Actinopteri; Salmoniformes; Salmonidae.